GAUCUGUUAACAAGCUCAGCACAGAACCACUGAGAAUCAUUCAUGAGGCAUUGGAAGAAUCCAGUGAUUGGUUUUAUGGCUUUAUUUCUUUUUUGUCUGACAUCGUAUGGAGUGAUGAUGAUGACAAUGAUGAAGGUGAAGUGGAGCCUUCCUUGAAAAAAGAAAUUCAUAAACAGAAACCGGAGAGACAUGAAAAAAGAACACCACUAAAGGUAAUUCACAGAGACAAACCUGAAAAACAAGAAAAAAUUGAGAGGAAGGAACCUCUAAAGGUGACACAUAAAGACAAACUGGAAAGACAAGAAAAACCUGAAAAAAAGGAAAUGCAUGCAGCUAUUCACAAAGAGAAACCUGAAAAGCCAGAAAAACAUGAAAAGAAAGCAUCUUCUAAAGUAAUUCAAAAAGAGAAACCUGAAAGACAUGAAAAAGCUGAAAAGAAGCCUCCUCCCAAAGAGGAGAAGAAAGUAAAAAGCACUAAAGUGGAAGCAAAAGUGAAAAAGGAAGUGAAGGAUGGAAAAACAGAAGCAAAGACGUCUGAGAAGGUCAAGCAGGCAGAGACUAAAUCAACAGAAGUUGGGCUAAUAAAGGCCAAACCGAAAGUUAAGGAGGAGAAAGCUCUUCAGACUAUAACUAAAUCGGAAAAGAAAGAUCAAUAUGCAUUCUGUCGCUAUGUGAUUGACAUGUUUGCGCAAGGGGAUUUUUAUCCAGGACAUAAGGAAAUGGUACCGCCUCGUCUUCUUCUAGAACAUAGUCCAAGAAAUAAACCAGCAGCUAUUGAAGAGAAAAAAGAGGAAAAGAAAAAAACUGAUGUAAAGAGAGCUACAACUGAAACUAAGAAGAAAGAAAAAGAAGGGAAAAAAGAGAAAGCUCAUGAGAAGACAGCUGUCCCUGCAAUUAAAAAAGCAGAUAAAAAAGAAGCUGCUGUGUCCAAAGAACUCAAAAAGCCAGCUAAACCUCCUGCAGCCAAACCAGCCACCAAAAAACCAGCAGCACCAG
Eurypyga helias (sunbittern) is the source of this 996-nucleotide messenger RNA. RefSeq names its product triadin-like. The transcript is spliced from 14 exons. The annotation marks the transcript as partial. The record is from RefSeq and is a predicted model, not a curated record. NCBI's taxonomy places the organism in Eukaryota, Metazoa, Chordata, Aves, Eurypygiformes, Eurypygidae.